GAAGAUCGUCAAGGCAAAAGGCCAGUAUAUGUAUGACGAGAAGGGAAGACAAUAUCUCGACUGCAUUAACAACGUUGCUCAUGGUAAGUUAAAAGUCAGGUAAUUUGGUACCCUGUCUUUCAGAGAAUAACAGGAAAUAAUCAGUACUUUUUAUGACUGCUGCGUUGUGUGGGGCGAGGGGAUGCCUAAUUGGAAAAAUGGAAGAAAUCUUUCUUGAGCUUUUACUUCGGGAAAUUAUUGCCCACAUUUGAAUUUCUGUGUACAGGAAUGUGACGCUUUCCAGACUUGCUUUCUGUUCUGUCUUCAUAGGAAUGUAGUCAUCUAACAUUCACAGGACUUCUUGCAUGAAAGCUCAAAUCAAGCAUCUAAUUGUAAAACUAACAAAUGACUUGACAGUUAGUUCAAUUUGUAAACGUUACUGCUGGGGGUGCUGUCACAGGACCACUGCUCAGAGUGGUGCCUGAGUUGUGUUUUAUUAAAUAGCUGUUUCUUUCUGUCAGUAUUUGAAACUGCUAGUCUGUAGAUUAGUGCUGUCAAUAAUAUCCUACUAGGGCUAAGCACGUUAACUCUUUGAAAGUAAAGCUUACCUGCACAGAACACCGAAUUAUUCAAAAUUAUUAGCUAUUAUGAACAAAUUAUUCAAGCGUCUCAAUCCAAAAUAUCAAAUUAGACACUAUUCAUUUUAGCAGAUCAGUUUCCAGUACUCAAAUGCAAACCACUGAACAUAAGAAUAAGAGCCAAUUUAAAACUUUCUGAACACAGGAAAAAGUUUUUAAUAAAAAUCUUUCAAGGCAUAUUGUCUUCUGCUGACGAUAUCAUUUAAUGCCCCACUGACAAAAUACAAUCAGUGACAACAGCUCUGUACUAUUAGAAAUAUAGGUGCAAAGUCAGUAUGUAUUUGUUUGUCGAUAAACACCAUACACAUGAAAGAACUCUCACACCCAUCUCUCUACGCUCUCUUGUAGUUGGACAUUGUCACCCUGAUGUAGUAAAAGCAGCCCAUGAGCAAAAUCAAUUGUUAAAUACAAAUUCUCGUUAUCUUCACGACAACUUGGUCGAUUACGCAGAGAGACUUUCAAAAACACUACCUGAGAAGUUGUGCACCUUCUAUUUUUUGAAUUCUGGAUCCGAAGCUAAUGAUCUUGCCUUAAGAAUGGCGCGACAGUAUACAAAACAUGAGGAUAUAAUAGUUUUAGACCAUGCUUACCAUGGACAUCUGACAUCCUUGAUUGACAUAAGCCCAUAUAAAUUCAGAAAUCUAGAAGGACAAAAGGAAUGGGUCCACGUGGCUCCUGUUCCAGACACAUACAGGGGAAUAUACAGAGAAGACCAUGAAGACUCAGUAACAGCCUAUGCUAAUGAAGUGAGAAGUAUUAUUGAGCAAGCACACAAGAGAGGCAGAGAGAUUGCUGCCUUCUUCGUUGAAUCUCUGCCAAGUGUUGGUGGUCAGAUCAUUCCACCAGCUGGCUAUUUUCAGAAGGUCGCAGAGCAUGUGCACAAGGCAGGAGGUAUAUUUAUUGCUGAUGAAAUUCAAGUUGGCUUUGGCAGGGCUGGCAAGCACUUCUGGGCAUUCCAGCUUCAGGGAGAAGAUUUUAUACCAGAUAUUGUCACUAUGGGGAAGCCAAUAGGAAAUGGGCACCCCAUUGCCUGUGUAGCAACAACAAAAGAAGUUGCAGAAGCUUUUGCAGCCACAGGAGUGGAGUAUUUUAAUACAUUUGGAGGAAACCCAGUUUCAUGUGCCAUUGGACUAGCUGUGUUAGAUGUGAUUGAGAAAGAACAUCUUCAAGCUCAUGCCACAGAAGUAGGCAACUUCUUGAUGAACUUGCUCAAUCAACAGAAAAUCAAGCAUCCCCUCAUUGGUGAUAUCAGGGGUACUGGCUUAUUCAUUGGUGUGGACUUAAUUAAGGAUCAAGCAGAAAGGACCCCAGCCACAGCAGAAGCAGAGUAUCUAAUAGCAAGGCUUAAGGAAGAAUAUAUUCUACUGAGUACAGAUGGGCCAGGGAGAAAUGUGCUUAAAUUCAAGCCCCCAAUGUGCUUCAAUAUGGAGGAUGCAAAAUUUGUUGUGGACACAAUUGACAAAAUACUAACAGGUAAUGCAGAUCAAAAGGCACAGACUGCUUUACAGUGGUUGCUGAUGAGCUGCCUUAAAACCAGUGCUGAGCAGCUAAGCCUGCUUUUCAGAAUUCCUAAAAUACAGCUGGAGAUGGUAAAUGCUGAGCACAUACGGAAGUUAGUCUUUAAUUCUGCUUUAAAGUUCCCUAACAAAAAUAGAAGUAAGACUAAAAUUUUUAGUCUACUUACUCCACAGUUGUAUAAGACUUAAAAUAGCUUUGCUCUGGCACAGCCUAAGGUGUUUACCUACCUGAGCAAGGGACCUGGUAAGAAAGAACUGUCCAAAUUUCACUUUAAAAGUCAUAAUCCUGAUGCGUUUGCCGCUAAGCUUUUUAUACAACUUGUGUACAGUAUUAACCAAGUUAGUCCAAAAACUUGUCUCUGUAUUAUGCAUUUGCCAAGUUGUUGCAUAAAUCUCUCUCCAGAUAUGGAAAAGGAAUGCCUGAGCCAACAGGAAACAUCCACUUGUUUUACCUGAGCAGGUAUUUGUCUAUCUAUCUUCAUUGUUGACAAGUAUUUUAAAAAGCCAGGGUUCCUCAAUUUUGCUUGUUCAGACACUGUCACUGGCAGCAGAGCAGGACCAAGUUUUCUCAGAGAUGCUCUUUUACAUGGAAUUAGUUGGCUGGGAUUUCUGGCAAUCUAAAGGCACAAACCAGGCUUCCAUACAUCUGGCAUUCACAGCUACUUUCAGUCAUGCAAUCUGACACUUCCCAUAACACUAUAUGUAUUCAUUUGUGGGCAAGGUAGGUCCAACAUGUCCCAGAAAUGUUUACUGGUAGCAUGCUUAUCUGCAAAGUUCUGAUAGCAACCCUUGACAUGCAUGCUACACUAUGUCCAUACAUGCAUAUCACGGCAAAAAUAAAGCUCCUACACUGGCUGGUCAGGGUAGUCAGUAACUUUAGACACAGACACAGUUGGCUUUACACAGUAUCCUGAUAUAACCAAAAGGUAAACUACCUCUGAGCAAGUCUUCCCUUAACUCCCGUUAAGAACACAUGCUACAGCGUUCUACAAUCUGCAUGCCGCAAUUUGUGAACGUCCUUUUAAGCUGAGACAGUUUUGUGAAGCACUUGUACUACUGCAGCUCAUGUCUUAAUAUUUCACUUCAAAAUUAUGUUGUCUUCUGUUCUCUUGAGCAUUUUCCUUUUAACUACAUCAGGAUCAUUUCAGGUUCAGGGCUGUUAUCACUAACCCUAUACUCAGGAGUUCAACUGGGCAUCAGUAAGGCUCAGCCCUUAAAAGUUUUCCAAACCUUGCAACUCCUCACAUCUGUUGAGGACCCUCUGUAGCUUGCUUACAGAGAACAUCUAGGUGCUACCCAUUUUGCCAUGCAUUCAGACCGUACACUUUUACAGUUAAGUUUUUGCUCAUAAUUCCUCACAAACACAACAACUCAAUGCAACAUACGUCAGUACACCUUGUGCAACUCCUUUAACCUACUCCAAUUAAAAGACAACUAGGUGUGUUUUUAACCAAGUGCCCAGUAAAACUCUGGCACCUGGAUAUGAACAUACCUCAUGCAAUCACUAAGAAUGCUAUAGCCUUAACCAUCGCACCGGAUUCACACCACUGUCCCUGAGCUAAGGGGGGAAACAUGUUUCUCUUUCAGUGCAAUAGUAGUAUCUCAUAGCAGGCACAAGAAAAAUAUGUUAAUAUUUUAUUUAGCAGGUUAAUGACAAGACACAGAGCUGUUUGUACUACUUUGUCUUAAGAAUAGAAGGAUUAGUCACAAGUGCCAGUUUAACUUACUGAGGACUAAUGACUUAACGUACUUUUUUCAGUCUAAACUAAGCAAGAAAAAUGCCUUGAUUUCAUGUAGAAAAUAAGAAUGCAAAAAGCCUCUCAGUGAAUAAAGUACUAUCAAAUGACACUUACAUAUUAUGUAAGCGAAAGUGAGGCAAUGAAGUAGAUUCCUUUUUAAUGAUGCUUUUACAAGAAAACAUAACAUUUUUUCUUUCCAUAGGUUUCAAGCAAUACUCAAGAUCUACCACUAAGAAACAUUUUUCUACUGUAAUAAUGCACAUUUAAUCAUCAGCCUAGCAUGUCUUAAACCAGAUAAGUUACCUUUGAUUUUGUUAUUUUCAGUUAUCUUGUUAUUAGUAAAAGCUUUAGGAGAAAUCAAUCUUAUAAUCGUUUGUUUUAACUGUGGCAGAAAUGUGGGAUUAGGUUUUAUUUAACAUCCGAUCUGAAACUGGUUAUGAAGGAAUAUUUCUAGUAGCUGUUAUGAACUACAUUUUCCAAAUUCAUAUUAUUUCAAGUUGCAACUGUUUGAACAUUAAGAUAAGCCAAAAGAUGCUCCUGUUUUUGUCAUCUGCUGCUGCCUAUGCAAACUACAUUCGAGCUGCCUGUGCACUCAGUCCUUCCCUGGCUCCUCUGACAAGUUUCAGAAGCCAGUUUCAUGCCAAUAAGGUCCUAGUAGCUCCACCUUCAGCAAGGGAUCUCAAACAGCAGAUUAAGUCAAAAACUUAGUCUCAGAUUCGUAACAUCGUAGAAGAACAGAGAGCUGAGGGCCAAAAGGCUCUCAGACCUGUUCUUAGAAAAGCCUCUGUCCUCAAGAAAUAUCCAUGUAGGAUUAGUGAAUUAGAGCACACUACAGCCAUGAGAAAAACUUACGUACAAGCCCAUCCUCACCAGGUAAUUAGAUGUUCUUGAUAUCAAACUUUCCACACAAAGAAAGGGAAAGCCAGCUCUGCAACAACAUGCUAGUAGCCUCUGUUUCUGCUUAAGGCCGUAUCAUCUGUAAAGGAAGCCUUAACCUGAGGACUUACUUCCAAAAAGAACCAAUAUAACAGCCAGCUAACAAGCUGCUGUCAACACACUAGCCAGAAAUCCUGCAGCAGUACAGUGAAACAGUAGACUUCCCUUUGGAGGGCAAACUGCCUGCUAGAAAAACAUUCUGCUACCUCUUAGCUCACAAGAGAACAAGUAACAGGAUGCAAUAGUUAAACAUUACAAUUUUAAAAGUAUUACUGUCUCAAGGCUGAAGACUUAAGUACGUACUGUACUCGCUUGUUUUAAUGGACUACAGUUUUGCAUUUUCUUUUUAAAGUUGGACAUCAGGUAACUCCAACUAUAAAGCUGUCAUGUCAACUCUCAGACUGAAACAGAUUUUAAAUCUUGUUUAUACCCAAGAGUAUAAGCUCCUGUCUAUAUAGACAAGUCUCAUGUAUUUCUAAAUUUAUAGCAAGUUUGUUUUUCUAAAGGACAGCCAGUAGGGAGCAGCAUGUUAUAAUUUAAUUCCUGCAGCAAUAGCUGCAUCCCUUGUAAAAAAAAGUUGAGAAAAGGUUAAUAACACCUGUUCUUAAGUUUAGUUCCACUUGAAAUUCCUGUAUGUUCAACUAGCAUUUAUUAUAAGAAAAACAUUGUUAUAUUUUAGCUUUAAGGGAAAUAGACUCAAACUGAUCACUGCAAAGAUCAGAAGUUUACUUUGUGCAGCAGCACUUGGAAGUAUUUAUGAAAGACUCCUAGGAGGGACUAUUCUGCAGCAAGACAGAAAAAUUACAUAAUAGUUAUUUCCUAAAAAUAGUGAAAAACCAGUCAGAAAAGGAGGCCGUAUUUCUAGCUGGUCACUUAUGUUCAGAGAGAGCUGCAUCUUUAGAAGCAGCUUUGUUGUUUUCCCUCCCAGAACUUGAGUGGAAGUUCUUCAGCCUUUUUUGGUAUACAAAAAGGCUGCAAAACUCAGGCUUUGCACUGGUGAUUUUAUUUGUCUAGCCUGUCUUUCAGGACAGGCGUACAACACUUAAGAACUUGUGUAAAUCCCUCGGACUUUAAACAGUAAAACAAGAAGGAAGUGCAGCUAGCUCUUUACACAUCUCUUAGCUUCCUCCUGCAAGACUGUCUCGACUCCCAAGCCCUACCUGAAACCUCUGCCUCUGGUUCCACCUACAUGAACCAUACAAUGCAGACACUAAUACAGUUAUGCUGAGCCACUGCACUUGUCUAGAACAUGAGCCAACAUCACUCCAGUACAACAUCCAUAACAGCUGGGGAUUUCCACCCAAGUUCUCUUCUGUAGCCUCCAGGCAGCAGCGACUGCAGUUUCUAGCUGCCCCUUAUCUGCAAGGCAGCACAACUAUCAACACAGCCCUCUAGUUUAAGAGCAUUUAAGCU
Messenger RNA from Struthio camelus australis, 6222 nucleotides. The record is from RefSeq and is a predicted model, not a curated record. Lineage: Eukaryota; Metazoa; Chordata; Aves; Struthioniformes; Struthionidae.